AUGAUUCAGGAGCUCCUCUUCCUCUGUGGCCUGCUGGGUCUGGAGGCAGGGCCAGCAAAAGAUCCCACAGCAGCACCUYCAUUGCGAACGGUGGAUAUAGUCCUGGACUGCACCUACGUGGGGGAAGGUCGGAAGGGUGCCCCUGGUCUAGGUGCCUUUGGUGGCUCAUUCUCCAAGGACCCUGCUACCCUUGUGCUGAGGGACAUCAUUGUCAGAGAUGAUGGGAGCCUGGGGGAUGCGAUUGAUUACAAAGCGCCGCACAAAAAAGCUGCUUCCUCUUCUCGCAUUGUUUUUGAAGUCUCAGCCCCACUGGUAUCCGUCCCACAUGCAGAGUCCCUGCUGCAUGCCGACUGCAAUGGGGAGGAGGUGAACUGUGAGAUCUCCCCAUACAACUCCCAGCAGCAUGGCAAGGGGCCCUGCUGGUUCAUGGGGUCUCUGCAACUGGCCAGCGGCAUCAGUAUUGUCCUGGUGCUCAGAGGCCCCCACUGCAGCGGCGAGGAGGCGGAGGACCCAGAUGCAAAGUUGCACCCAAAGCUGAAGAUCCCUUUGAGCGAGAAGGGGACAGUGCUGGCCACAGUUGAAUUUCAGUCAUCGUCACGCAACACUUCCCUGCAGACCCACCUUGGCAGCAUAGUCACCCUUGACUGCCACUUUGCCUUGCCUCCCAGCUCCCCACUCUCCUUCCUGGAGUGGAGGAGGCAGCACCAAGGCAGCGGGCGAAGACUGUUUCAGUACCAGGCAGGAAGAAAAGGUGAAAGAGUGCAUCCAAAAGUCCACGUGGAUUUGCCACAGUUGCUGAGGAGUGGAGAUGCAUCCCUUAAUCUGCAAGGAGUGAGCGUGGGAGACGAGGGCACAUACAUCUGUUUGGUGUCCACCCCACAGCACCAGAUCCAGCACCUCAUCCAGCUGCAGGUGGCCGAGCCCCCACGAGUCCGUGUGAUUCCAGUACAAGUGUCAUUCGAGAGAGAUGUGACUGCUACUCUGACUUGCAGUAUCGAUGGCUAUUACCCUCUGGAUGUCUCUGUGAGCUGGAUCCAGAAGUCUGCUGAAGAUGAAGCAGAAAUCACUCUUUCAAGCACACGUUUCUCUAGCCACCUGCAAAACCAUGACGGCACCUACAGUAUCUCUUCCUACCUGAGCAUCAGCUCAGCCACAGUGCAGGCACCAGCCACCUACAGCUGCCGUGUUUCACAUGUGGCCCUGGAGGAACCCAUCUCUGUUAGUGCCUACCUGAAGGCCACAGAAAAAACAAGGUCAGAAGGACUGGUGGGAGGCCUCAUUGCUACUGUCAUUUUCAUCAUUGUCCUAUUCAUGGCACUCAGGAGGAAAAAGACAGUUAACCCAAAGUCUGAGUAACUUCUAAGGGCUUCAGAGUAGAGGAAGUUUUUGCUUACAUUUAUUUGUUUCCCUUCUGAUAAAUUCUGCUCUGCUCAAAGAUUAGCAGAGCUAUUGGUCAGUAUGGGCAGGGCUGCUCUUCGUGGAAGAACUGAGUGACCCAGAGGACAUGGAGUCACAGAAAAACAUGUCUUCAUCAUGGGAGAGCAACAGAUAACCCCAGCUGAUUCCUGGGAUGUAACAUUGGAUGUAAUGUGUAUAUGUUUCUAGAAAUGCCUCUACUCUUGUUUCAAGGAAAGGUAAAUUGUAUAUAGUUGAGCAAUUGUAUGAUGAUACAUGAUUACAUAAACAUUUUGUAAAUAGGCGUUCAGAAUAUAUAUGUGCAAAUUGUAUGUAGAUGUGCGACUGUAGCUGUGUAUAUGUUUGAUUAAUGCCUCAAAGACAUGUUUUUAAGGAAGAUAUUGUGUGUAUGUAUUUGUCUCAAUUGUCUGUAGGAAUGGGUAAAUAUGUAUGCAGAAUUGAUACUUCAAAAUGGUAAAUCCUUGAAGUUAGGAAAUUACAGGUUAAACUGGAAGUAAAGCAAUCAAAAAAUAYGAUGAAAAUACUGUAACCAAAAGUUACAACAAAAUUCCACAACAGAAGUUUCACUAAUAGAAGUUUAUGAGAAGACCUGUGGUUCUACAGCUCUGAAAUAGGCAGAAGAUAAUCAUUAUCUGCCUAACAAAAUGUGAAGGUAUUUGAGGAUAGUACUUAAAAAUAUUACAUAAAAACAAAAGAGAAGAAGAAAAGUAGAAGUAAGGUAUAGAUGGAAAGAAGCUAUAUGGCACACAACAUAAAUGAGAAGUAAUGAAGCAUUCAAGUUGAUAAGGAGUAUUCAAAAUAUCUGGAAAAUGUGGAUUGCUGUAAGCACUAAGGGCACUUGGAAAUUUUUCAAAAUAUGUUGGGAACCAAGGAAUUCCAGCAAUAGCCUAGACCCUUAUCAGAUGGCUGUAGGUAAAACUGUGAUAGAGAAAAUUUCUGAUGGAGAUUUUUUGUAUACAUAAAGAAGAAGAAUUUUGUAUUCAUAUUAUGUGAGGAUGAUGAACAGUUUUCUAAUCUACUUAGAAACUAAGGAGGGUUUCUAACAGUAGCUGCUAAGCUAAAGUAUUUUCAGAUCAAUAGGCAAAGAUGAUUAGUGCCUCAGCAUCAUAAAACUUUGGGCUGAGGAGUUGUUAUGUCUAUUAUAAUAAGAUCAUUAUGAACCCUGGAAUAUGAGAGGAAUCCCAAGAUAGUGAAAUAGUGUUAAAGCUGUGUUAGUGUUCACAGAGAGUAAGCAAAAUGACAGAGACGACUUAGAUGGUUCCAUAAUAAUAGUCAUAGGCAAGAGAGUGUGAAGCUAAUGCAAGGCAGCUACAAAGACUUCAAAAGGAAAAUGAAAUUAAUAAUUUAAUAUGGUGGUUUAAUAUGUGGUUUUACUUUUUAAAAGGUGUGACAAAGAUGCCUAAUGUAUUCUUUUACAAAAUAAUUCAUUUGRUGAUAAAAAUACUGGCUGCAGAUUUAAAAACCAAGACAUUUGCAAAUAAGCAUGAUGUUCUAAAGGAAAAAAUGUCUGCACAURCAAACAUCAUGAUUUGUGUUAUAUAGAUUAAUUACUUGCUAACUCAAAAAAAUUCAAAAAUAAUUGUCCAAAAAGAAAUAUCAGUCGCUUCCGAAGGUGAAUGCUUCUCUGACAGGGAGCCCAGUGUCAUUGAAUUCCUGAUUUUGUUCCCAUCAGGAAACAUAACUAUAAAAGUAACUUUUGACACAAUUUCCAAAUGGCAAGAAGAUCAGUAGCUAGGGCUGAGAGACUUGUUCAGAUCACUGUAGGCCAAAUGUUUAGUUAAGCAUAUUCAAACAAAGUAAGAAUGCUCAGUAAUGUCCAUGGAAUCUCCCAGGGUGCUACUCUUACCAUGCUUGCUCAACAGCAUUGACCCAUAAAAUAUUAUUAAUCAUCUGACCUGAAAAUAUAUAUAYAGCAGUAACUACU
This is a messenger RNA of Nothoprocta perdicaria, 3340 nucleotides long. RefSeq names its product TAP binding protein like (gene TAPBPL). The record is from RefSeq and is a predicted model, not a curated record. NCBI's taxonomy places the organism in Eukaryota, Metazoa, Chordata, Aves, Tinamiformes, Tinamidae. The transcript has 7 exons. The coding region runs from base 1 to 1356 and encodes 451 amino acids.